GUCCGGGGCUGUGGCCACGCGCGGCGGUUCCGCUGCUUGACUGGCUGCCUUCCUCGUUCGCUCUCUGCCUCUGCCUCCCGGUGGGCCCUCCCCGCCAUUGUCGGAGAGGAGGAGGAGGCCGCGCCCUGCCCUCGAGUGUCCCAGGGCCCGGAGCCAGGAGCAGCGGGGCCUCGUGUAUUGUCUAAUUCAUUAAGUACCAUGUCUGAUAACGGGGAACUCGAAGACAAGCCACCAGCUCCACCUGUUCGGAUGAGCAGCACUAUCUUCAGUCCAGCCAGCAAAGAUCCAUUAUCAGCUAAUCACAGCUUGAAACCUCUGCCAUCUGUGCCAGAGGAGAAGAAACCUCGGAACAAAAUCAUCUCUAUUUUUUCUGGCACUGAAAAAGGAAGUAGAAAAAAGGAAAAAGAAAGGCCUGAAAUUUCUCCUCCAUCAGACUUUGAACAUACCAUUCAUGUUGGCUUUGAUGCUGUUACUGGGGAAUUCACUGGAAUGCCAGAGCAAUGGGCUCGACUGCUACAGACCUCAAACAUCACCAAGUUAGAGCAGAAAAAGAACCCCCAGGCUGUACUUGAUGUGUUGAAAUUCUAUGAUUCUAAAGACACAGCAAAACAGAAAUAUUUGAGCUUCUCUGCUACAGAAAAGGAUGGAUUCCCUUCAGGAGCACCAGCACCCAAUGCAAAAGUCUCGGAGCCUUCCGCAGCAGCUGAAGAAGAGGAUGAUGAUGAAGUGGCUCCUCCAAUUAUUGCCCCACGACCAGAUCAUACAAAAUCAAUUUACACACGGUCAGUAAUAGAUCCCCUUCCAGCACCAUCUGGUGACUCAAGCGACAGUGCUGCUAAAUCAGCUGAUAGGCAGAAAAAGAAAACUAAAAUGUCAGAUGAAGAGAUCAUGGAAAGGCUACGAACGAUUGUGAGCAUAGGCGAUCCUAAGAAAAAGUAUACCAGAUACGAAAAAAUUGGGCAAGGGGCUUCAGGUACAGUUUUCAUUGCUAUAGAUGUGGCAACAGGACAGGAGGUUGCCAUUAAACAGAUAAAUCUUCAGAAGCAGCCCAAGAAGGAAUUAAUUAUCAAUGAGAUUUUAGUAAUGAAAGAACUGAAGAACCCAAAUAUAGUCAACUUUCUAGACAGUUACCUUGUAGGAGAUGAACUCUUUGUUGUAAUGGAAUAUCUUGCUGGCGGAUCUCUCACAGAUGUAGUUACAGAGACUUGUAUGGAUGAAGCACAGAUUGCUGCUGUCUGCAGAGAGUGUCUUCAGGCACUGGAAUUCCUUCAUGCCAAUCAGGUGAUUCACAGAGAUAUUAAAAGUGACAAUGUGCUCUUGGGAAUGGAUGGAUCAGUUAAGCUGACCGACUUUGGUUUCUGUGCUCAGAUUACUCCAGAGCAGAGCAAACGUAGCACUAUGGUUGGGACACCUUACUGGAUGGCUCCAGAAGUGGUCACACGGAAGGCGUAUGGCCCUAAAGUGGAUAUCUGGUCUCUGGGCAUCAUGGCUAUUGAAAUGGUUGAAGGCGAGCCCCCAUAUCUCAAUGAAAACCCCUUGAGGGCACUGUAUUUGAUAGCAACUAAUGGCACCCCAGAAUUACAAAAUCCUGAAAAACUCUCCCCAAUAUUCCGUGACUUUCUAAAUAGCUGUUUGGAAAUGGAUGUUGAGAAAAGAGGGUCAGGCAAAGACCUGUUACAGCAUCCUUUCCUGAAACUGGCCAAACCUUUGUCAAGCUUGACGCCGUUGAUCCUAGCAGCCAAAGAAGCAAUGAAGAGUAACCGUUAGCAUUGCAGAUGUGGCCAUCCUUAUUUUUGUUCUUUAUUUUUUUUUAAAAAAAUCUUCGUAAUAUAUAAAUUGUUGCUCUUGUUAGGGGAUUGGAUGCUUGCAGAAAGGGGAAAAAAAUCUCACCUUGAAGACACAAGCAAAGAAAAAAACCCAGUGGUGUUAGUGAACUCUUCUUGGAGUCUGGAAGAAGUUGUGAACCAAAUCACUGGCCUUUUCACCACUUCUGCAGACAGCUCAGUAAUACAUUUUGCUCUCCCUGUGAGUUGUUUUUGAUGACUUUGCUGUACCAGAUCCCACUCGUUGUGCUCUUCAUGGCACUUUCAAUACUUGAACUACAGAUUCAAGCUUAUAGGGGAAGGCAUGUUACAUUGAUUUGCUGACCUUCCCCUCUUUCUUUUCCCUAGUCAUUCAUUCAGAAUAUGGCAAGCUCUGAGUUAUUAAAAGCAGAUAUGGUAGAAAUGUGAAAGUUCCUAUUUCCUUUCUCUUAAGGUUCAAUUUAGCUAUAACUGUUAAAAUGUUAACCCCCUGACUACCUAGUAACCUAAUUUUUCAGUGACUGUUCUUAAAGACAGAAGAACGUGGGUAGAGAGGGAAUUAAGAGUCUCAGCCAUGUUUGAUGUAGAAUUUUGUUGCAUGGACUUCUUAACGCAAAAGAAAGAUGUGUCUUGAGUUGUUGAGAGUGAAUACAUGUGGGGAAAAGGAGAAAAGUCUCAAAUGCUCAAACCAUCCUCUGGGCAUGGGGAAAAAACUCCAUUCCUGUGAAUUGUCUUCCACUCCUCCCUUGUCUAUGUAGGUUUGUCGAUAAUAUUUUAAAGGGAUGUCUUGAAAGUGUGUUGUUUUAUAGCAGAGUGCCGUAUCCAUGUUCUUACUUGGGCUUUGGGCUUUAUGCUGGUGCCUUCUGAAUUUUUAAAUUACCUUUCUUUGUAUUAAAUACAUUUUGUAUAUGUUGUACAUUUUCUCUCCAAAAGCAACUUUGGAGAAGUCAGAACUAAGUAUUAGGGCUCUCUUCCUUUCUAUAUAUAAAUAUAUUAAAAUAUAUAUGCACCAUUUCUACUAACAAAGACCCUUCAGAUUUGCAAAAAAAUAGAAGAUUCAAGACUUUUUGUAUAAUUCAGCCAAUUGAAGCUUCUGAACACCAAAAGUGCUAUUCUGUGAAAACAAAAAUGGGAGGCAGUAGAGUAGCUUAGAUUCAACACUUGAAUUGGCUUGUGAAUGGCUGGAGGAACGCAUUUUCCAUGGUCAUCCUUUCUCUUGAAAGACUUAAUCAACUACUGUGGGCGAAGAUGAACACAAGAACAAGUGCCUCCCUAAAUGAAAGAAAGUAAUUGGGACUACAGAUGGACUGACAUUUUGGUUGAGUUGGCCAGAGAUACCAUUGGAAUUUCCUUGUCACUCACAUCGGCCUUCUAAAAUCACUGUGGUUUAUGUGCAGCUUAUCUUGAUGGAAACUUCCUGAAUGAUAAUGUGCCAAAUAGAAACAUAAGGGACUCUUUAAUUUGAUACUGUAGCUUUCUCUCAUUUCUGCUCACUAUGUUUGACAGAACAUCUUAAAGCCCUAAAUAAGAAGCAACCUCUCAAAGCGUUUUGGACGAAAAGUAGAAAGCCAUUUUUUCUAUCUAUGAACAAUAUUGCUGUUUGUUGGCAUAAAAACAUCAUUUCUGCUGGGAUUUCAUGAACAGGUUGCAAAAUGUGUAUUAUCCAAGGUCUUUGAGUAGUAGUGAGCCAUGCAUCACAAAGGGUUCAGUCCUUCAGACCUUGCAGACCCUUGCGCCCUGUUAUAUACCAACAAAUGCCUUAUUAAUGCAGCUGAAAAUAGCACCACACUCCAGUCUGCAGCCAUGUAACCUUCCUGUUUACUUUCAAGCAUUUUGAAUGUGUGUUGCUUUGUUCUGAGGCAAUGUGAUGAUGUCUUGCUCUAAGUGCUAUUUUAGGUGCAGUUCUUUUCAUCACUAUGGCUCGCAGUGCUAUUACUUUAAAAGUUCUAAUAGUGUUGCCCUUAAAUUGAUAUGUGAUUCAAACCAAGAGAUUUCAAGAAACCAUACAGCUAAUUUUCAUACUUUAACUAUUGGGUCUUUGUCUGUUGCUGGCAAUGGAAUAUGUGGAACCCAUGACUCCUAUGAGUCCUAGGUGCAUUUUUUUUAGUGCUAGCAAGUUACUCAGAAAGUUAUAUUUCUAAACCAAAAAACUUUCUUUUAACUUCUUAUUUGUUAGGAGGAACUGGCUUUUGUAAAGGUUCCCAAAUCUUUGCUUACAUUGCUUACAAUUUGGAUUAGUUCAGCAGCAGUUGGAGCAUGUCCUGUGGUCUUUCUUAUGCCUUUAUGUAUUGAAUUUUGCUACAGUGUGUCUGAGUGGACACUCUUAGCUAUAACUUGCAGCUUCAGGUUAUAGCAGUGCAGAUGCCUGAUUUCCUUGUCCUUGUUGGGGGAUAUGGUUGAAGAAUAAGAAAACAGGAGGGAGCUGAAAUGGGAACCUAUCACUGAACAGAAGGUUCACUGUGUAAUUAUGCAUGCAGUUUCUAUAGUACAUGGAUUGAACAUAUACUGCAACUGUCUUAAAAGCUUGAUUUGGAAGUGAAAACAUGGCAGCCUUCUUCAUCUUUGAGGUCCAGUGAGGACUUCUAAAUGAGGUGAACAUACCCUGGCAAAAGGUGAGAAUAUUGAGCAGUGUGUUGAAAGGAUUUCUACUCUGAAUUUAUUUCUGGCUAUAAAUACAUCUUAAACAAAUAUUUUCUGGGUGCUAAUAUCAGUAUAGAUUGACAAAUUCAUAUGAGUACUUUAAAUUCAUAGUGACCUUUUUAUCAAUGUGGUCUGAUUGUUGAGAUAGCCUUGCAUUAAUUAACUUGAAUUCUCCAAAAUUGGACAAGAUCCCACUUGUAGAAAAAUAGAGAAGACAGUUCUAUAGAAAUUGCUAGAAAGAGCAGUACCUGCAGGGGAGAGCACAAGGCAAUAUUAUCAUAGUUACUUCAUUCAGUCAGGUCUAAUACAAAGUCACUAUGAGUUAAAAGUGCACAUGGCCAAAAGGUAUUUAUGGGACUCAGCUUUUGAAUCAUGGACAUGAUUGCAAUGGCAUACUGAGAACUGCAGAAGGGAAAGGGUGUCUCAUUCCAUGAAAGCAGGCUUACUUGGAAUUAGGCACUCCCAGGGUUCCCUCAGAUCCCAGAAAUCCAAAUGAAUCUGGCUUUUUAAAAAGAAAAAAAGAGCAUUUGUUGGCUUGAAUUGAGACAGUCGUCACGUCAGCAUGUAUCUUAAAAUCUAAGUGGUCACCGGACUUGUACUGUGGAACAAUUGGGAGUUAAUUUACUCCGCUACCAAGAUUUGAAAGAAUUUUUUUGUCUUCAUAGCUGAAAUCAAACAUACUUUCAAACAAUUUUCUUCACUGCUCCCAUUCUUUCACUUUGUCAGAUGAAAAUAGAAGUAGUGUAAACUUUGAUUUUUGUUUUUACUGUCUUCAGAUUUUGUUGCCUUUUGUUUAAUUUAAUCCCAUUCUGUUAUUUAAUUGUUACUGCAAUAUUAACUACUGUAUUUGACUAUGUUUAAUAACUUUGUUCUUUCAGGGCUAGAAAUAAACAUUUCUAAAAUA
Messenger RNA from Anolis sagrei ordinatus, 5346 nucleotides. RefSeq names its product p21 (RAC1) activated kinase 2 (gene PAK2). Gene Ontology annotation, cellular component: cytoplasm. Gene Ontology annotation, molecular function: ATP binding; protein serine/threonine kinase activity. NCBI's taxonomy places the organism in Eukaryota, Metazoa, Chordata, Lepidosauria, Squamata, Anolidae. Gene Ontology annotation, biological process: regulation of axonogenesis; protein phosphorylation; regulation of MAPK cascade. The record is from RefSeq and is a predicted model, not a curated record.